CCCCCACUCUUAUCUCCCCCUCGAUUCAACAAUCUUUAUCGGAACCUGCAUGAAUCCCAUGAUCUGAUUAUGCUGAUUGUGACUGCACUUGUGUGCUUACACUUUCGAUAGGACGGGUUGCAAAAAUGGAGGUUGGAAUUGCGGAUAGGGUUGGGCAAUAUUGUACAAAAACGAAUGUAGCAGAAGCCUACUGAUACUCAAUACAAUUCAAUCCCCACGCCUGGUUGUCAAUUUGGCGUAUAUUCUGACGGAUAUACCUCACAUUGCUCCAAUAUACUCCCAAAAUUGAGUGUUUCUGCUCACUAGGGCCAACAUGGCAGACCAACCUCCAAACGUCCUCAUCGAUGAAGAGAAACGCAACAUAUCCACUACCAGCUUUGAGAAGGACCAUGACACAGGGACCGCCAUCGAAAUCAUCGACAAGUCUGCCGAGCGUGCAUAUGUUCGUAAACUCGACUUCUACCUCCUGCCUUUCUUAUCCGUAAUGUACUUCUUCAAUUCCGUCGACCGCAGCAACCUCGGCAAUGCGAAGACAGAUGGUAUGGACAAGGAUCUGGGGUUCACAGGAGAGCAGUAUAGUUUGUUAAUCUUGCUAUUCUACAUACCCAACGGACUGUGUGAUUUGCCUCUGAACAUCUUGACAAAGAAGUUGAGUGGGAGAGUCAUGUUACCUAGCUUGAUGGUGGGCUGGGGCGCGAUGGCGCUAUUCCAGUGUGCUGCGAAAAGCUUUGCCGGCCUGCUGGUCAUCCGCCUGUUACUGGGUGCUUUCGAAGCUGGGUUCUUUGCAGGUGUCGUAUUCUAUCUGACACUCUUCUACACUCGCGGAGAGCUCGGCUUCCGCAUUGCGCUUUUCUUCGGCAGCGCACUGCUUGCUGGAGCAUUCAGUGGGUUGAUCUCGUUCGGUGUGUUUCAAAUCAAUCACGCCACCAUCCCGGGGUGGAAAUGGCUUUUCGUCAUCGAAGGCGCAAUGACCAUCAUCAUCGCAUUCGUUGCUUAUGCCUGGCUGCCAGCCACGCCCCAGUCUGCUUGGUUUCUGAACGAUGCCGAGCGGGCAGUCGCUGAGCGCCGCACACUGCGUGACCUGUCGUCUUCUGCAAGCCACGACUUUAACAUGAGGGAGUGCUUCAAAGAGUGGAGCAACUGGAAGAUGGUGCCCUGGUGCAUCAUAGCUUUCACGUACCCAGUGGCUUUCAGCACAACGUCCAACUUCCUACCACAGAUCGUUCAGAGAUUGGGCUACAAUGUGGUCAAGACUAAUCUCUGGACUGUUGCGCCGAACGCUGUUGGCUUCGUGGUCUUGCUCUGCGUCACGUACAGCAGCGACUAUUUCCGUGAGCGGACCUUCCACAUCGUCUUCUCGCUUUGCAUAUCGUUGGUCGGUCUCGUAAUCCUUGCAUCGAUUGACGUCCUUGCGCACAAAGGUGUGGCAUACUUCGCUUGCUUCAUGCUGGCUGCCGGCGCGUACAUUCCCAGCUGUUUGUUCCACUCAUGGCAUAACAACAAUAAUCUCAACGAGAACGCGCGGGCAGCCACGACCGGGCUUCUGGUAGGACUCGGCAACCUCGGAGGUAUUGUGUCGGCCGCGACGUUCAGGCAGGAAUAUGCACCAAAGUACAUUCCAACGCUGGCUGCAACUGCGGCUUGCAAUGUCACCUGCAUCGUGUUCACACUGUGGCUCGGCUGGUGGAUGAAGAUGGAUAAUCGCAGGAGGAACAAGCAGCAGGGUGUGAAGAUCAGAGCAGAUGAAGUUAAAACAAGUGAGCUAGGAGAUGGGGAGGAAAGCGAGAUGUGGAGAUACUUCACUUGAAGAGUGUCUGUGGUCAUUAUUCAUCACAAAUAGGAAGUGGUUGCUUCAGCUGCACCCCGCGCAGUCAUCGAAUGCAAGUUGGAUCAUGGGUUCGCCAUGCAGAGAUAGGUUGUAUGGCGCAUCUGCGUGAGCGGGCGACUGUUUCCGGAUCGAUCGCCGCUUUGGCCGCGCUAGCCAGAAUUGAACAUUAGCCUCACGUUUGGACCUCCCGUGUCUGUGCCACUCCAGCUGUCUCUCAGUUCCGCGGGUGAAAUCACCCAAUUACCAUC
Molecule: messenger RNA, 2076 nt
Organism: Didymella exigua CBS 183.55
Lineage: Eukaryota; Fungi; Ascomycota; Dothideomycetes; Pleosporales; Didymellaceae
Product: MFS general substrate transporter
Exons: 5
Coding region: 314-1807 (497 amino acids)
Biological process (GO): transmembrane transport
Cellular component (GO): membrane
Molecular function (GO): transmembrane transporter activity
Source: RefSeq, a predicted model, not a curated record